Messenger RNA from Heterocephalus glaber (naked mole-rat), 9062 nucleotides. The record is from RefSeq and is a predicted model, not a curated record. NCBI's taxonomy places the organism in Eukaryota, Metazoa, Chordata, Mammalia, Rodentia, Bathyergidae.
AUGAACAUCAAAAUUACAGAAGCACCGGUGAAGAGGCUGCUAGGCGCGCUCUCUGUCACGCCGGGUGGCGAGCUUUGGAGAAAAGAGCCUCCAGGUACACAGUCCCGCAUCGCUCCCCGGCGAGUACACAGCGCGAGAAAGGCCUCCUCCGCUGAUUCCGUCAUUGUUCGAGAUCGCAGCGCAUCUUACACAAACCCAGACGGGACCCAGCGUCACUCAGCCAGCGCGGCCUCUGGGUGCGGCCAGGGACACCGAGACGCACAGUGUGGGCGGCACAGCGCGGCACGCCACUUCCGGAUAACCGCGUUUGGCUCCUGUGACAAUCCUCACGAAGUGCUGGGCGCGAGCAGUCUCCAAGCGUGCGUCCACCAGCGUCUGCCCUACCGCAACGGGCAAGACGCCCCUUGGGCAGCCACGCAAUGCGGCUCCUCGCUGCCCAGGUGGCUCUGCACGCAUGACUGUGCUCGUGUGGCCUCCCGCGCUGGCACAGGGGUCGCAGAACGUCUCACCACGGAGCAUUUCUGGGUACGGCCGUGCGCUCACCAGGGAUCGUCCACGCCUCGAAGACGCGAGCGCUUCGCUCACGCUGCACCCCGGCCGCAGCACAGCACCUGCCUCUCCGCCCUCGGGGACGCGCGGCUCUGGGAGAACCAGACCUCGGUCCAGCUGGGUUGGCGACCCGGGCCACUCGCGUCUCUCUGGGUCUCCACUUGCCCUCGUCUGGGUCUCCACUUGCCCUCGUGGGGCCGGGGCCUCGUGCCAGACCCCGGCGAGGUCCCCGACCUGCAAACUCCCGUGGACACGUGGCACGCGUCACCCCACGGCUUUGCGGCCUGGCCUUGCCUCCCAGCGGGGGCGCCCGGCUGCCCAGCCCAGAGGAGGCCUCAAGGCCGGCAGAAACCCCGGGAGGGACCGGGAGGGGCGCCAAGAGGAAGCAGGGAGCAGCCGGGAGGGGGCGCCCGCGGAGCCGCGCGCGCAGCCCUGGGAGCUGGGGCGCUCAAGGCAGUGACCCGCGUGCCCUUGGGCGGGGCUGGGCCAGAGCACUCGGGCCGGAGCUGCACCGGAGGCCCAAGACAGAGAGCGCGCGGCGCGGAGGACAAGCCCAUGACAUCCUCGUGGCCACCGAGAAGGAGACUAGAAUCUCACUGGACACAGGAGCAGGGCUGCCGAGCGAGGGUUCAGAUUUCCCAGGAUGAGGUCAAGAUUGGCCCAGCUAGCAGUGAGGCUUCUGAUGAAAUUCCUCUCGGGCGGCCAUUCCCCAGCUCCUGGCCGCUCUGCUGUAGAUCUGCUGCCCUCCUGAGAGCAAGGGGCUCCCAGCCAGCCUCUGCCUGGACGCCUUGGUCUGCCCGGCACAGAGUUCAGUACCCAGCACAGGAAGACACCCACAGCUGCUGUCCAAGGCCACGCAAAUCCCCACGCAGCCGUGCCUGGGAGACACUACUUUCCUCCAAAGAUAUGGAAACGGCCAGGCUAGAGAGACGAAUGCUCCUGUGUUUUCACAUUUCCGAAGAAUGUGCCAGGGCUUCAGCGCCGGCCUGCUGGCUGCAAGCUUGGCCUCUGUCACUGCUGAGCCUGGCCUGCGAGAUGUAACCCCUGGGGCCCAGAAGUGCUCACCUGGUACCGGUGGGAAGAGUGUUUCCAAAAGGCAGCUCGCUACUCCGGACUUCCUGGCCAGUGGGAAGCAGAGUGAGUCAGAGUGGAGACCCCACGGCCUGGGCCCAGGUCCUGCUGCCCUUGAGGCUGACUUCCCCAGAUGGUGCAGGGUGUGGCCCCCAGCGCUCCCUGCAGGGCAGGUGACAGUCACAGCAGAGCGUCCUGAGGCUCUGCUCCGAGUCCCCCCACCCUCCCCACCUGAGGCAUAGAGACUUUUCAAGUCCUACCUUGCUGCUCUGGGUACAGCUGGGGAGAACACUUCGCCAUCCAGCCUCCUCGGACCUCUGCCCCCUCCUCACCACGUUUACGCCCCUCAGGCUCCAGCUGUGAGACCUGCUGACCGGACCUGGAAGGCUCCUCCCUCGACACUGCCCGGCAGGCACAGUCCCCACCCUUCAGGCCUCCACCUGGACGUCACCUCCUCCAGGCGACCUUCCCCGGACCGGACCGAGUGCCAGGCCUUCUGGUCCCUGUCAUGGCCCCCGGGAUCACUGGAGGGCUUCCUUGGGUCUCUUCAGCCAGACGUCAAGCAACUGUGCUGUUACCCUUAACCAGGAGCAGGUGCGGUGCUGGCUGCACAAAUGAGAGAGCUUGGGUAGAUGGGAGAGGAGAUGGGCGUGUGGCCGGGCACUGGGCCGAAAUGUGUCCCCUGGUACACUGCAGGACAGCGCCAGCUCCUGGGAGUCUGCUGCCUCUCUCCCGGGCUCAGGGUGUGCUGUCCAAGAAGCACUCAGUAUCAGUGGGAGAGUGCUCCACAUGGUAACAAAGGUCCCACAUAGGGCAGGUAAGGCGACUUUGUCUUUGAGAGACGCCAGUGGCCCCAGCAGUUUGCUUUCAAGUAGAUUUCUACACACGCCUUUUCUCUUCGACUGUCAAAACCUGCCUGGUUGUUAACCCUCCGCCUUCUGCUGAUGGUAGCCGUGUCUGGACUACCGAAACUUAAAAUUCUUGUCAUCUCUGCCUCCACCUGCAGCCCCAAAUCACGACAGUGUUCUGCCUAGUCACGUGACUUUCUGUCCACAGGAGGUUCCCAUCACAACUGUCAUGUCCUCAGGCGCCCUGAUGAAGGGCAAAGCUGCAUUAAAGACUGCUUUCCUCCGCAGUGUGAAGUCCUGGAGCAUACCUGGCAACUGAACACCACUGAACACAUGGCACAGGAUAAAACCUCUACCCCUUCAGCAGCUCUAGGAAAACAGCCCAGAGAGAGGAGAUGGCCCCCAACAGGGCAGUGACCUAGUACUGCUUCCUUCUGAUCUUCAUAGCCCGAGAACAGUUAGGUCCGUGUGCCUCUGCCACAGGAAACAGAAAGCCCCGCUUUCUCCCUUGAACCAUUGGUGUUGUUGGACUGCCUUUCACUACGCAGGAGAAGCCUUAAGGAGCAAUUGAAUUUAUAGCUCGGCUAAGGUCAGAAGGAACAUGAAUUGGCAUUAGUUAUUCACGGUCAGGCCACAGAGUGAAGUAAGUUCAUCUCAACUUCAAAGAGAAGUUUCAUUCAGUCUUCUUCAGCUGUCCAAACGAAAUCAUUCUGCCAUGUAAGUUGAUUUUUUACAUUCCUACUAACUUAUAGCAUCCAACAGAUACUUUCUUCAGAAAAAAAAUGUACCUGAGAUAGAGGCAUUCUCCGUGAGCAGGUGUGGACAGGUGAGAGCGUGGAGCCCAGCGACGGGUCAGGCUCAGUUUGGGAGUCUCUCUGGGCAUCGACCUUGCACCUGAGGAAGAGCAGGAUUUGCACGCAGGGCUGCUUACUGGACAGGACCAGUGGUUUCUCCGGCCCUCCUGCAGCAUGGCAGCCUGGCUGGGCAGGACAAGCUCAGGGCUGGACACCCCAGUGUCACGUUCACUUGUCCCCAGUCUCCAUCUCAAGCAAUAGUUCUCAUUUGAACAAACAGUUCAAAAAUAUCUGUUGUGUAGAGGACUGGCUCGUUACUCAUAGGUAUUUCACAUGUUCCCAGUGACUGUUGAGGCAUCUGGCAGUUAGGGUCAAAGCACAGAAAUUACAACCAGUGGCUCUCCGGGUUCCCUUCAUGCCAUUUCAGACCCGGGAGGAAACACAGCCUUGUGUUAAGGAUUUAACAAGGAUCAGGUUAGUGCGUAAAGGCGUCUGUUCCUGCUUAGCAGCAACGUGACAAGCAGCCAUCGGAAUGGCUCCUGUGCCUCAUAAGGCGGGUGAGAUAUUUUCCAUGUUGUCCUUUGGUUCCCUUUUUAGAGGCCCAUGAAAUCAAUUCCUGCUUGAGCUGCCUGUAGAUGGGUUUUACCCUUCUGAUUGUCAGGAAAUGAAAGCUGUGUGAUCCAGCGUCAUUAGCUUUUGCUUGGCCUGCCAGAAAACUGACAGUCAGUUCACUGCCACGCGUCCCGUUCAUUUGGCUGAAGUGCAUCCUGGCCUGCUCUGCCCGCGUCCCUCAGCAGGGUCUCGGGACUUCAGUGUUCACCGCAUUGGAAGCAACUGUGGGCACAUGGUUGCCUGGAUAGUUGAAAUUUCUGUUCAGAAGUGAAAAUCUUUUUUUUUUUUUUUUGGUACCGGGGAUUGAACUCGGGACUUUGCACUUGUGAGGCAGGCGGAGCCACACCGCCUGGGCCUGCCUCUGAGUCCCCUUCCACCGGGUGUACGCCGUGGCAAAGCUAUUCAUCUCCUCAACACUUCCACUCCAUUAGCUCCAAACUACAGCUGGAAUAGCUCUGAAAACCAUGACGCCCUCAGGACAGGGAAAGCUCCCAGUCAUGCCAGAUUUACUUCCUCUCAGUCCCUUUUCUCCUUUGUGCUAACACUAUUCCUGACAGUGAGCAAAAGUCCAGCGUUCCAAUAUCGAACAGUAGGUUUACAUGCUCCAAGGCAGGAUGAGCUAUCCUCCCAAAUGACGAAGGAUACAAAAUCCCUCACUUACUCUCUCGAGUGCCUGCCUUGUUCGAAUUCCAGCACUCUAGGUCAGGUGACAUCUUUAGCGGGCACAGGAGGCCGGGCAGAGCAGCUGUGAUCAUGGGACAGGAGCUGGAGGCCUGGUGACUCAUCGUGUGGGAGAUAAAGCCACACAGUCCUCCCUGACCUGGGGACACGGGGAUCCGAACAGAGGGAGGAAACCGCAUUCCUCACUGCCAAAACCACAGCCGACGGAGCUUGGCCUGCUCCUUUACGCAAGCUUCCCCCAGCAAGGUCCUCCACAGUGGCCAGCAUUCCUAGGAGGCUCUGGCAGGAAGACACUGGCUACAGCUGAUGACCUGCCCUGCGAGGCGUCUCCACGGCCUGGCACUCAAGGGAUGAGGUCAGGGUUGGGGAAAGGGAUGGGACGGGGACAUCUGCGGCCUUGGGAGGCCACCUCAGCCUGAGCCCUCCAGCACCCUUGGCCCUUCCUGAUCACCAGCAGCAAAGGACAAGGGCCCGCUUUCUGUUGACUGAGAAUCACCAGCAAUCAGAUGACACAGGGAGAAAACAAACAAGCAUGUGACUUACUGUGUUCCAGACAUGGAAUUAAUGAUUUACACGGGUCUCUUAUCUGAUACACUGUGUCACAGGCAGGAAUGUAGGAAGCACAAAAGCCAGAUCUCUGCAAGUGAAGAGUGAUUUAUUCUUGGUUUGUAUUUUACCUCAAGGCAUCCUUAGAGGAGCCACAAUCAGUGACAGCUUAAUCAGGUUUUUAGAAUAUCUGGUCCUGUGUGUUUUAAAAUAUGAUAAGAAGCUUUGUAAAAAGGGCUUUCCCAUUGAGCUGGUCCACUAACAGUUCUGGUAGCUAACUACAUAACCUGAAAACUAAAAAUAUGGCUGUUGCUGUUGUGAUUCCUGAUUUCUUAUUUUAUGUAAUAUAAUUAAUUUACUUUAAAAGCUGAAGCGGGAGAAGGGAAAUCAAAAGGAUGAAGAUGUGAAGUGCAUGUGAGCCAGUUCCCCACAGCGAUGCAUGUAUUGUGUAUCAUAAAUGUCUGCAUUUCACCCGAACCUUUGCUCAUGUAGGAGGCUCUGGUGUGACAAUGUGCACCCGUGUGUGGGAACAUUCCUCCUAGGGUUACGUGUAAACACGGCCCUCAUCUAGUCCGUGUCAACAUAUUGAUUCAGUGUGCAUGAUUGUUUUGCAAUAUAAUGAUACAUUGUCACGCGUCUGAAUAUCUGAGGCAGACAGCACAAGUUAUGGUGACAUCCAUCCAAAUCACAACUGGCAAUGAAAUAAAAAAAUCUCAUUUUAAUUGCAACAUAACUUAAGUGUUUUUCUAGUUAAAAAUAAGUAUGGACCAAUUUUUAAAUCAACAAUGAAAACAUUUUACAGAAGUGUAAAUAUUAAUACUACAAUAGGAAUCUUCUGGUAGUAUUGGUGGGAAUGUAAACUGGUACGACCACUAUAGAAAUCAGUGUGAAGAGUCCUCACAAAACUAAAACUAGGAACGCCAUUUGACCCAGUUAUACCUCUUUUAGGUAUCUUCCUGAAAGAGCAAACGUCGUAUUCCAGUGAUAUUUCCAUACCCAUAUUUAUAGCAGCACAAUUCACAAUAGUGAAAUUAUGGAAGGAACCUCUAUGCCCAUUAACAAAGAACAUGUAAUAUACUCCCAGCCACAAAGAGAAUACAACUCAGCCAUGAGGAAGGUAAAUAUGAGGCAUUAGUAGGAAAAUAGAUGGAUCUUGAGACUGUAAUGGUAAAUAAAAUAAAUCAGAUAUGGGAGGUCACUUUAAUCAUUUCUCAUGUAGGAUGUGGUUUCUGUUACAUGAGAAACCCAAAAUAUAAAUAUUUAAAGAGCAAAAUACAAGACAAAUGGGAGGAAUCAGGGAUGUGGACUGCAUAAAGGGGAAGGGUUCUGCAGGAAAGGAAGGAGGGAGGGCAGGGGGAAGAGGAGUAAAAGUGUUCAAGCUGUGAUGUGUACGUAUACCCAUUCCUGAAGAUGAUGGUAAUUGCAUAUCACAGAUGUAUACUAAUAUUCAAAAUUUAAAGUAAUUCUAAAACCCAGGCUUGGUGGCACACACCUAUAAUUCUAAUACUCUGGAGGGCUGAGCCAGGAAGAUCAAAAGUUCGAAGUCAAGCCCAGCAUAGUUACACAUGCCUAUAAUCCCAGCACUCAGGAGGCUAAAAUAGGAUUAUCGCAGGUUCAAGGCCAGCCUGAGCUAUGUAGUGAGUUCAAGACCAGCUGGGACUACACAGUGAGACCCUGUCUCAAAAAAAACUUUGAGGCCAGCCUGGACAACUUAGGAAGACACUGUCUCAUUGCCUCAAAAUAAAAAAUAAAAAGGACUGAGGAUAUAAUUCAGUGUGAAGGCUCAGGGUUCAAUCCCCAGUAUUGCAGAAUCAAUCAAUCCAUCAAUCAACCAAUCAAUCAAUAAAGAGAACAACUGGAAGAAGAUACAGUGCAAGUUCCACAACAAAUGACAAUAGUACUUCGCUGAAGUGGAACAAAAUAAGAAAGCUGACUACUGUAUGUAGUUUAUUUAAAGAUCAUAAAAUGUACUGUAUUAUGAGAUAUUGGCAAAUUCAUAGUGAAUUUGAUAAAUUUUCUCUCAACACCCCAAAAAGAAAUGAAGAAAUUAUCUGAAAUUAAAAUUGAAUCUCUAAGAAGAAAAAAAUUUAAAAAGUUUCAACAGGCUCCUGUGUAAACCUUUUGGUCAGGUAUUAAAUUACUUUGAUUCUCACCUACACAUAUGCAUGCACACAUACUUUUAGGUGGAGCAAUAGUAAAUUAUUUCAGUUGUAGAAAUUUUGUCCUCAAUUUAUGAGGAAAAUAAUAAAAAUUACAUUUCACCGAAAGUAGCCACUUCAAUCAGUCACCGACACAAUAGCUUAAAAAACGCAAGACCUUCACAGUAACAAGAUCAACCAGUUCAAAUUCUGAAAAACUACACGUUUGCUUUUUAAUUUUUUGGUUCCUUUUUUGCUUUAAGGAAGUCAGGAAAUAUAAAAUACACUGUCCAAUUAGUACUUUGAGUAUAUUUUGUCCCAAAACACUUUUUAAUUUACAAAGAAAUACUGUUUAUUCAUGACCUAAAAUGUCAAACUCAUGGUAUAGGUAUUUUGUCAAUACUUUUAGUUUGUCGGAGAGGAAUUCCGUGUAGGUUUGUAAGCGUUAGUUUCUAACACAAUAAACAGUUUGCUAUGUUAGCCACAAAUCCAGAUUUAUUGGAAUUCGUUUUAAAGACUGAUGUUUCCUCUAUUUCUUUGUUUCACUGUGUGAUGCAGUUUAAAAAUAUUUAUGUUCAAUUUUCUAAAGCUGAUUCCAUAAAACAUGCCCUGGAUACAGUUAAGAUCACUCAGUGCAUACAUGCAAAUUCAGUGAAUCAUGGUGAGUUUAUGGACCCGCUGAAAGAAGUAGAAGACAGUGGAUUUAAUGGCUCCAUGACUUCUUUGCCAAGGUUCUUUGCUUGAAUUAGUGAAGAGUUAUACAAAGAUUUACCCUACUGCUAACUCCAAUUCAAGACUGUCUUGAAAAUAAAGAAUAUUGGGCCGGGCAUGGUGGCAAGUGCAUAUAAUUCCAGCACUCAGGAGGCUGAGGCAGGAGGAUCACUGUGAAUUGGAGCCCAGCCUGGGCUGCAUAGUGAGUUCAAGGCCAGCCUGAACUGCAUAGUGAGGCCAUCUCUAAAAAAGAAAAACAAUAUUUGCCAAGUAGUUAAAAAUGAGAGACAAAUUAUGUCACUGGGAUGUUCACUUCCACAGCAGCAACACACUGUAUCUGAGUGAGCCAAAUGUGAACCUCCGAGGAAGGGAAAGCUUAGCUGUGGUAUAGCUACACAGAUGUGGGGUCUUCAAUUCUAACUUUCACAAUUUACUCAGUAACAGUGGCCAUGUGGUUUUCUUUUUUUUGGUACCAGAGAUUGAACUCGGGUCCUUGGGCUUGCGCAGCAGGCCGCGAAACCACUGAGCUAAAUCCCCGGCCCUGCCAUGUGGUUUUCUUACAUGAGUCCACGUGCAGAGGAUGUUGCACGUGCUGGGUGGCAUUCCGUGAACUGGUGUAAAAUACGGAGAACUUGAAGUAACGGCUACUGCUGGUAAAGAGCGAUACGGCUUUGACUUCACCAAUGAAUUUCCUUCACUUGGACAGACAGUUUGAAACUGAUAGUCAAAAUGAUUACUAUUAAAAAGAUGCACCAGUUUUGUCGAUGUGUAUGCAAAUAUUAAAUAAGAAUGUUUUUUUUCAGCUGAUGGAAAACUUCUAAGCAUGUUUGGAACACCUUAUAUGUGGGCUUUUCCAACGCUAAAUGUAUAAAAUAGUGUACUUCAACUCAUCCAUUUCCCACUAAAAUUAAGCACUGAAAUCUGGUGGAUUGGAAGUGCCUUAAGAUACACUUAGAAAGAAGAAAAGAAUCUAAAAUAUCCCAGUAUUUUUAUGUGGAUUACACAUUAGUGAUAAUAUUUUGGUGGCACUGGCUUAUACAAAGAAUAUGAUUCAAAUCAAUUUGCUUGUUUAUUCUUGCUUUUUUAAUGGACUAUUAAAACUGUAGAUGGCA